Olea europaea var. sylvestris is the source of this 897-nucleotide messenger RNA. RefSeq lists its product as uncharacterized. The transcript has a single exon. Gene Ontology annotation, molecular function: zinc ion binding; nucleic acid binding. Bases 1 to 897 code for a protein of 298 amino acids. The record is from RefSeq and is a predicted model, not a curated record. Lineage: Eukaryota; Viridiplantae; Streptophyta; Magnoliopsida; Lamiales; Oleaceae.
AUGGAUGAUUCAGCUGCUGCUUAUGUGCCGGAUAUCACUAAGUCGCUUACAGAUGCGUCAUCCCCUUACUUUCUACACUCAUUUGAUCAACCCAACCAAGUAAUUGUUGAUGCAGUUCUCAACGGGGACAAUUACCCUGCUUGGCGAAGAUCCGUAACCCGUGCCUUGAAUGCCAAAAACAAAUUGGGUUUUGUUCUCGGCACCAUUAAACGUCCAACCACCGAUACAACCGCUACACUACUCUGGGAUCGAUGUUGCGACAUGAUAAUGUCAUGGCUUCUUCAUUCUAUUGAUAGAUUUCUCACCGGAAGUCUCAUCUAUUGUGCAACACCUAACGACCUAUGGAUUGAACUGGAAACUCGUUUUCAGCAAAGUAAUCAAACAAAUUUUUUUCUUUUGAAACGUGAACUUGCAAACCUCAACCAAGAGCAACAGUCCAUCACAGCCUACUAUGGAAAAUUAAAGGAACUUUGGGAUGAAUUAGCUUCACUCCAGCCCAUAAAUCCAUGUACUUGCGGUGCAACCAAAACACUUUCUAAAAUUCAACAUUCGGACAGAGUGUACCAAUUUCUCAUGGGGUUGAACAAUAGUUACCAGCAACUCCGAUCUCACGUUUUGGCCAUGGAUCUCCUCCAUUCAAUUGGGCGUUGCUAUGCCAUUCUCCACCAAGAACAAGCCCAACACCUGGCCCAAAUCUCCACUUCCCGACCUGAAAUUUCAACUCUAAAUACCCGGACUUCGAUGUCGCAGAAAACUUCAUACCGUCCACAGCGUGUCUGGUCAAGUGGAAUACCCGUCUGUGAAGCUUGUGGUCGGCAGGGACAUCAACGUGAAAACUGUUUUGAGGUCAUUGGUUACCCGGAAUGGUGGCCAUCAAGAGGAAAACGUGGCGGAUAG